Molecule: messenger RNA, 1289 nt
Organism: Bactrocera oleae (olive fruit fly)
Lineage: Eukaryota; Metazoa; Arthropoda; Insecta; Diptera; Tephritidae
Source: RefSeq, a predicted model, not a curated record
CUUUAUAAUAUUAUCAGCUUCCGACUCUAAAACACUGAAGCUUUGAAGAACUUACCAUUGUGGACUUAUCCACGAACAGCAGCAUGAAUAUUCAACCGACUGAAAUAGCCGUUGAUUUGCGGACAUAUAACACUAUACCAACAGAAUGUUUAGGCCAAGGAGCAAUACAAGCAUAUGAUUUGUCCCAAUUAUGCUGUCGUCAACAAACACGGAACGACCGUCUAUCAACAGUACAUCGACAAUUAAAACGUCGAAAAGAAUUCGAAAAUAUAUUCGAUGGUGAACUAAAAAAAUUAAAAUUGGACGAACCCAUAACGCCAGUGCCUGAAGCGGACCCACGAAAUCAAGUAGAAAUACCGAUGGUACAGAUACCAUACAAUUAUUAUAGAAUACUAGCUAUUAAAGCGGAGCCACUUGACGAUUUGGAAGCAUCAAAUAUCUUAAAUAUACUUGAGAAAUCAUCUUCUUUGAUAAUGCAGACAGCAGCAGCUAUUAAAGAGGAGCCACUGCAGGUAUUAGACACGACCAACAAUUUAAAUGUGGACCAAUCGGUAUUCGAGGCAUCGAACCCGUCGUUAAAACAAACAGUAUUAGAAAAACCAAUUGUCGAAUUAAACCCAAAAAAUUUCUCAAAUGGCGGGGACUCGUGCUUCAUGACAUCAUAUUCCUCAGCUAUUGGAGAAGAGCCAAUCAACGAUUUCCAUUCAUCGAAUACCUCAAAUACAAGGAACCCGCUUUCCGAGACAUCAUCUUCUUCAUUGAUACAGCCAGUGUUAGCUACUGAAGAGACUCCAACCGACAGAAUGGAAGCAGCGUGUGAUAUAUCAUCCUCUCCAUUAAUUAUUGAUUGUUUCCAACUAGGUCCAAAUGGCACAUACAUAAUCGAAGAACAAUUGCUGAAUAUCAACUGGACGGAAGUAUCAAUCACCACGCGGCAGCUUUUAAGUGUCAUUUUUGAUCGCGUAACUCUUGCGACGCACACACUGAGUGGCAAGCCCUCGUCUGCUUUUCUAGACCGUGAUCGCCCACUCAAGGGUCAGUUAGAUAAGCUGAAAGUGGCUGAUGUGAUAUAUUUCCUCAAACUGCUUUUCAAUUGUCCGGAACGUGUAAUCCGAAAUGCAAUCACAAUGAAAUGUGCGGACACCGCAAAAGCCAUACGAAGGAAGUGCUUAUAGAAAGCUAAUUUAGAUAAAUUCUUGUAAUACCUUAUAUUUGUAUAUAAGCUAUGAUAUUAUAUAUGUAAAUAAUUUUUGAAGUAACAAUAAAAUAUUAAACUCUCGAAAAUAUAU